AUGCUCCGUCUUUAUAAGGCAUUUAUACUUCCUCACUUUUAUUAUUGUUCUAUGGUGUGGCAUUUUAAACAAGAUUCUGAUAAACUGUACCUUUUAAACAAACGUAUUCUUCGAUUUAUUUUCAAGGAUUUUAACUCUGAGUACAAUAAUUUACUUACAAAGGUAGGAACUGCAAACCUUAAGGACAAGCGUUUACAAAACAUGAUUCUUACUAUUUUUAAAUGUCCUCAUUUUUCUGAUUAUCCAAGAUAUUUAAAAGAUAUGUUUCGUUUACGCUCUAGCACCUAUUUUUUAAGAGGACAUAAUAUGGUCUGUUUGCCCAAACCAUUGACCACUUCUUAUGGUAUCAAUUCCUUUAGUUACUUGGCAGCAACAUCUUGGAAUUCUCUUCCUGACCAUUACCGCACUUUUUCUGAUUUUACUUCUUUUCGACGACUGAGAUCUACUGGG
Porites evermanni is the source of this 450-nucleotide messenger RNA. Lineage: Eukaryota; Metazoa; Cnidaria; Anthozoa; Scleractinia; Poritidae. The record is from the annotation of a GenBank genome assembly.